ACCGGGCAGGGCUGUGGCCGCUCAGGCUCUGGGCAGGUGCUGAGGCCACAGGUGAGCUGAGGGCAGGUGCAGCUCAGCCCCACGGCUGCGGAGGUGCUGUGGCACCCGUGGGACAGCCCCGGGCUGGCUUUGCUGCCCCCGGCUCAGAGGAAGAACUUGUCCGACCGCCCGCGAUCCGUGCCGGCUGUCCCGGCACCUGCCACACCUCCAGCAGCCUUGGGGCAGCCUAUAAGUGCUCCCCACAAGUGCCAGAGAGGCCAAAGGAGCCGGCCAGGCGCGCAGGAAGGGACCAGCGGAUGCCCGGCGGUGACACCGGGUGACACCGGGGCUGCCUGGCCCCAGGCUGGUGACUGCUCCUCCCGGGGAGCCCUCUCCUCGCUCAGCAGGGUAAGAGGAACGAUCCCAAACCUGCUCCUUGGGGACUGACUGCUGCCACUGCCGAGCCAGGGACCGCCCAGGUGGCCUCGGCUGCCUCUCACCUCCUGUCCCGCUCUCAAAGCGUCCCCGAGCUGAGGGAAGGAGGAAAUGGGGAGGAACAAUCCAUUCAAACACCCGACCAACCUCCCUGCUGGACUUCAUCCUUCAUCCUUUCUGCCAAGGGGCAGCACCACGGGAUGCUCCAGGGAGCCCUUCCAGGGAUGCCACAGUGAUGCCACACUUCACCAUCAGGGUUUCUGGAGAAGGAAAUGGGGUUUUGUAUUCCUUGGUGACACUGCCAGCUCCUGACAAGGAGCAGGGGACAAUUCCCUGGCUCAGGAGGAGACCCAAGUGCUCUGCACAGGGCUCGAGCUCUUGCUGUGGCAAAGGAGGAGAAUGCCAGCACUGUCAGGACUCUUCAGGUGCCACCACAUUCUGCUGGCAUGUGAGGGACACGGUUCUGGCAGCAGCUCCUGACUGGGGCCAGUCCUGCAGUGCUGUAACCCCAGCUCUGCUCCUUCCCUCUGCCUGUUCCAGCUGUUUGCACCUUCUUGCUAAGCCCCCACUUCUCAGCAGUCAGAAAACCACCCAAGAGAUCCACCAGCGCAGCCCGCCAGCCCCUGGCAGCAUCUCAUCGCAGCGAGGGAGUCGUGCGUGGGGACAAAUGACAGAGCCAGGAGCUGCCCCAGAGCUCUGGCAGCAGCAGCAGCAGCUCCUGAACUCCCCAAACCCAGCCCCCCUGCCCGGGCUUUCCCUGGCAGUCACCCCUCCUUCCACAGGUGCACGCAGCAGGACAGGAGAGCCUGGGAAGCCAUGGAGCCCAGCAGCGUCCCCCCGGCCUCCGGGAGCCCCCCGUGGGACGUGUUCCCCCAGCAGACGCUGGAGCCCGUGGACAUCGCCGUGCUCGUGCUCUAUUUCCUCUUCGUGCUCGCCGUGGGGCUCUGGGUGAGCAGAACUCCAAACGGGCCCCGUGAGGCUGGAAAAGGGGCUGCAAUGGGGCUGCUUCCCCCUGCACUCAGCUGGACAAGGAGCAGGGGGUUCACAGCUCCUUGUCCUCCCCUCAGCCUGGGAAGUGUCCUCACUGUCCCCGGGGAGCGCCCAGGCCCUGUUAGCCAAGGUUUGGAGAACCCUUGUGAGGAAGAGGCUGGCUGAGUACAAACUAUUGCUAACAAUGAUGUUUUGUUCAUCCAGGAAGGAAUUGCUGGCCUAUAAAUCACCUGUGCUUGUCCAGAGGGGUCCUGACAGCGCUGACAGCAGAUUCCUUGAAUUAUUAACAUUCUCUAUAUAUAAUUUAGGCAGAAGGACAUCCUUUGGCGUGGCUUUUGCAGCAGCCAGGCUGUGGGGAGGCAGAGAGGAGCAGCUGCUCCCCUUGGCCGUGGUGCACGGCUCCCAGAGUAUUGCAGGGGUCAUCUCUGGGGAGGGGGAGCCACGAGCCACACGUGCAGUGCCCAGCAUUCCUCCCGGGCGCUCCUGGUGCCCGGGAUUCUGCAGUCCUUGCCCAGAACUGCUUCCCUUCCUUUCUGGAGCGAUGGAGUUUGCUGGUUGCACAAAACAUUCCACCAGGGUGCCGAGGAGAUGGAGCCCUGCCUGCGGCUCAGGGCACAUCCCCCAGCCCCAGCACUUCCAGCAGCAAGGGUCGCUCAGGAAAUCCCUCUGCUCCGGCUGGGGCAGCUCAGGGGCUCUGCCGGGCAGUGCCCGGGUGCAGCCUGAGCCGUGCCCCUCUCUGUGCCCGCAGUCCAUGUGGAAGACACAGCGCAGCACCGUCAAGGGCUAUUUCCUCGCCGGGGGACAGAUGGUCUGGUGGCCUGUGGGCGCAUCCCUGUUUGCCAGCAACGUGGGCAGCGGGCACUUCAUCGGCCUGGCGGGCUCGGGAGCGGCCUCGGGCAUUGCGGCCACAGCCUACGAGUGGAACGGGAUGUUCUGUGUCCUGGUGCUGGCCUGGCUCUUCCUGCCCAUCUACAUCGCCUCGGGGGUUACAACCAUGCCCGAGUAUUUGCAGAGACGUUUUGGAGGCAAAAGAAUUCAGAUAUUCCUGGCCAUUCUCUACUUGUUCAUCUACAUCUUCACCAAAAUAUCUGUGGACAUGUACGCCGGGGCCCUGUUCAUCCAGCAGGCCCUGCACUGGGACCUGUACAUCGCCGUGGCCGGGCUGCUGGCCAUCACUGCCGUGUACACCGUGGCCGGUGGGCUGGCAGCCGUGAUCUACACUGAUGCUCUGCAGACCCUCAUCAUGCUCAUCGGGGCCGUGUCCCUCAUGGUCUUCAGUUUUAUUGAAGUUGGUGGCCUUGAAGGUUUACAGGCAAAAUACUUUGGUGCCAUUCCCAGCAUCCGCAAGGAGAACAGCAGCUGUGGCCUGCCCAGGGAAGACGCUUUCCACAUUUUCCGAGACCCUGUGGACUCUGACCUGCCCUGGCCAGGAGUCCUGGUGGGAAUGACCAUCCCAUCGCUGUGGUACUGGUGCACGGACCAGGUCAUUGUUCAGAGGGCCCUCGCUGCCAAAAACCUCUCCCACGCCAAAGGAGGCUCCUUGAUGACCUCCUACUUGAAGAUUUUGCCCCUCUUUAUGAUGGUAAUGCCAGGCAUGAUCAGCCGGGUUCUCUUCCCAGAUCUGGUGGCUUGUGCAGACCCAGAAAUUUGCCAAAAAAUCUGCGGGAACCCCUCUGGCUGUUCUGAUAUCGCUUAUCCCAAGCUGGUGCUGGAGCUCCUGCCUGUAGGACUCAGGGGCCUGAUGAUGUCCGUGAUGAUUGCAGCCCUCAUGUCCUCCCUGACUUCCAUCUUCAACAGUUCCAGCACCAUUUUCACCAUGGACCUCUGGAAACACUUCCGUCCUCGCUGCUCCGAGUGGGAGCUGAUGGUCGUGGGCAGGGUCUUCGUGCUGCUGCUGACCGUGGUGUCCAUCCUGUGGAUCCCCCUGGUGCAGGCUGGCCAGGGCGGGCAGCUCUUCAUCUACAUCCAGUCCAUCAGCUCCUACCUGCAGCCGCCCGUGGCCGUGGUCUUCAUGCUGGGCUGCUUCUGGAGGAGAGCCAACGAGAAGGGUGCCUUCUGGGGGCUGCUGCUGGGGCUGCUGCUGGGCGCCGUGCGCCUGGCGCUGGACUUCGGCUACCCCGAGCCGCGCUGCGGGGAGCCCGACGGCCGGCCCGGCCUGCUCAGGCACAUGCACUACCUCUACUUCUCCAUGGUGCUGGCGGCCGCCACCGCCCUCGCCGUGCUCCUGGUCAGCGUGGCCACUGAGCCCCCGGCCCCCGAAAUGGUGAGUCGGCUCACCUGGUUCACCCGCGGGGAUGCCCCGGCCCGCCAGGAGCCCCCAGCCAGCCCCAGCCCCGGCCCGGCCCCGCUGCAGCUGGAGCUGAGCCCCGCGGCCGAGAGCAGCCCCGACGGCAGCAAAGGAGCCGAGGCCAAGGGCCGCUGGAAGCUGCUGGGCACGGCACUGUGGCUCUGCGGGAUGGAGAGCGGGCAGGAGGGGGCCCAGAGCCUGCCCAGAGCCGAGCCCGGGCCCGCGGGGUCCCUGCAGGAGGAGCCGCUGGUCAAACACCUCCUGAACGCCAACCUGCUCCUCUGCCUCUGCGCCGGGGUCUUCCUCUGGGCCUACUUCGCAUAGGGGGGCUGCCGGCCCCACAGCACCACCUAACCCGAACUGCUGGAAAUAUUAAUCAUUAGCAGAGGGUCACGUAAUUCCUAAUGCUUUCUAAAUGUUAUUUCUUUAUUUAAGACAUUUUAAAGACAUAAUAUUUUCCUUAUUUCUAAUGGGGGCUUGGCUGUGCCCGUGGCCGAGCACUUGGCACUGGCGCUGUCAGAGCCCACCUGGCACCAACCGGAUGAGGAAGGUUGGUUUGGUUAUUUUAAAUAUUUAAUUUUGCUCUUUGGCCUUAGAGCACUGCCUGGAAUUCAGGAAGCCUGGACUCUCUUCCUAUUUAUGCCUCUAUAAGCAGCUACGACCACUUGGGUUCCCUCUGCUUCAGCUCCUCUGGCCUUGAGGGACAAGAGUGACACCUCGAGUGCCCAGAGCAGAGCAGGGGCUGUUGUCUGGGCUCUGCUGUGCCUGCUCAGCUCCUUCCCUGUGUGCAGUGAGUGCUGCUGGGCCUGCCCGGGACCACCAAUGCUGCAAUGGCAACACCAACACCAGCACCAGCCUGGAAACUGCCCCACAGCUGCUGCUGGGGGCACCUGAAGGACCUAACCCAGCCAAACCCUCCAGGGGUGCCAGGGCAGAGGUGCCCAGGGACAGCCCCUCAUGGCCUGGGCACCCACGGCCCUUCUGGGAGUGCCUCAGCAGAGAACCCUGGGCUGGGACCAUCGCUGAUCCUGAGCUGGGACCAUCGCUGACCCUGAGCUGGGACCAUCGCUGACCCUGAGCUGGGACCAUCGCUGACCCUGAGCUGGGACCAUUGCUGAUCCUGGGCUGGGACCAUCGCUGAUCCUGAGCUGGGACCAUCGCUGAUCCUGAGCUGGGACCAUCGCUGAUCCUGAGCUGGGACCAUCGCUGACCCCGGGCUGGGACCAUCGCUGAUCCUGAGCUGGGACCAUCGCUGAUCCUGAGCUGGGACCAUCGCUGAUCCUGAGCUGGGACCAUCGCUGACCCCGGGCUGGGACCAUCGCUGACCCCGGGCUGGGACCAUCGCUGGCCCUGGCCCUCGUGCAGCUGCAGAGAAACAUUAAAGAGUGAGAGCUGG
Taeniopygia guttata (zebra finch) is the source of this 5087-nucleotide messenger RNA. Lineage: Eukaryota; Metazoa; Chordata; Aves; Passeriformes; Estrildidae. The record is from RefSeq and is a predicted model, not a curated record.